AUGUCGAUGACUAUGACUCUAGAGGAGAUUGAGCUCACAACUAUCCAGGAGGAUAGAGUGCCCGAUGCAGCCAAGACGACGGUAUCCCUGAACGCUCAAUCGAACCCCAACGGUGACAGAGUCGGAUCCGGCCAGCUCCCUCCAAUCUCUGCCGAUGGGCAGAAUGAAGCAGUCGAGGGUGGUAGAAUUCGAAUCGUCGCUUUGAUGACUGCCCUCUGCUUAUCCCUCUUCAUCGCCGCCCUCGACCAAACAAUCGUCGCAACCUCCCUCCCAAUAAUCGCAUCGCGCCUCAACUCUGCAAGUGGCUACACCUGGGUGGGAGGCGCAUACCUGCUAGCCAGUGCAGCCGCAGCUCCAAUCUGGACCAAGGCGUCGGAUAUCUGGGGCCGCAAGCCAAUUCUACUCGCGGCCGUGCUGUUGUUCUUCCUUAGCUCCAUUGUUUGUGCCGCAGCGGUGGAUAUGAACAUGCUCAUUGCGGGGAGAGCGGUGCAGGGGACUGCCGGGGGUGGGCUGCUGCAGCUUGUUAUGGUUGUUGUUUCGGAUUUGUUUAGUGUGCGAGAAAGAGGCCUUUAUAUGGGCAUCCUCGAAUUCAUGUGGACAAUCUCUGGCGGCCUGGGCCCCAUCCUCGGCGGUGUCUUCUCCGAAUACGUCUCGUGGCGCUGGAACUUUUGGAUCAACCUCCCCAUCUGCGCAAUCGCAUUUGUCCUCCUCUUUUUCUAUCUCGACGUCCAUAACCCACGAACCCCCAUGAUCGACGGUCUCAAGGCAAUCGACUGGCUGGGCAGCGCGUCCAUCUUGGGCUUCACGCUAAUGGUCCUGCUGGGUCUGAAUUUCGGCGGGGAAGUCUUCCCCUGGGAUUCGGCGAAUGUCAUCUGUCUCCUUGUCUUUGGGUCACUGUGUAUAGGGCUGUUCUACUAUGGGGAGAAGUACGUGGCUAAAUAUCCGCUCAUGCCUCUUGAGCUAUUGAAAGACCGCUCGGUUGUUGCAACCCUACUCGUCACUCUAUUCCACGGCGCAGUCUUCAUCGCCUGCGAAUACUACCUCCCCCUCUACUUCCAAUCCGCCCAACGGGCCUCCCCGAUGCACUCAGGCCUACUCAUCCUCCCUUUCGUGGUCGCCGAGGGCAUCUUCAGUGGGAUCUCCGGCUAUCUCAUCCACCGAACGGGGAGAUACCUCGGGCAAAUCUGGAUCGGCACUGCACUGCUCUGUCUGGGGACUGGACUAUUCAUCCGACUGGACCCGCAUUCCUCGCUCGCGGAGUUGGUAGCCCUGCAGGUCCUUGCGGGCGCCGGGUCCGCGCUUCUGUUUGCGCCGCCGCUGAUUGCGCUGCAGGCGAUGGUCAGGCAGGAGGAUACGGCGAGCGCCACGGGGAUGUUGGGGUUUGUUCGGACGCUUGCCAUGUCCGUUUCCAUUGUUGUUGGGGGUGUGGUCUUUCAUAACAGCAUGGCGCGAGAGCGAGGCGCGUUGCAACGCGCUGGGAUCGCGGAGGCGCUUGUUGAGCGGCUCACGGGGUCUUCGGCGGCGGCGAGUACGGAGCUUAUCAAGACAGUGCAGAAUCCGGUCAUGGUUGAGGCUCUGGCAGAUGCGUUUGCGGCGAGCUUGCGGAAUGUCUGGAUCAUGUACACCUGUAUGGCGGGGAUUGCGGCGGUGGCGAGCGUGUUGAUUCGCAAUAGGCCGUUGAGCGUGGAGCAUACGGAGACAAAGACGGGACUUAAGCAGGAAUGA
This is a messenger RNA of Aspergillus calidoustus, 1725 nucleotides long. The record is from the annotation of a GenBank genome assembly. NCBI's taxonomy places the organism in Eukaryota, Fungi, Ascomycota, Eurotiomycetes, Eurotiales, Aspergillaceae.